Cyclocybe aegerita is the source of this 1614-nucleotide messenger RNA. The record is from the annotation of a GenBank genome assembly. Lineage: Eukaryota; Fungi; Basidiomycota; Agaricomycetes; Agaricales; Hemipholiotaceae.
AUGUUUCCGCCGACUGCAACGCUUAUCUCAAGACUACCGCAAGACGCCCUUUAUGAAAUUUUCUCCUUCAUUGCAGUCCCCGUCCUCCAGACGACACCUGGAUGGGAGCCACAGGUGACAUUCCCCAAAGGCAGAUCGCAGUCUCACCUCCGGCCCUUGAGCGUUCUUCGGAAGGGGUCCCAAGUCUGUAGAACAUGGCGCAAGAUGCUCCUGGACUCGCCCGUGUUGUGGGGUCGAGCAAUCGACUUCGAUGUUCUCGUCUUCGCCGACAACGAAUGGAGAGAAGAAGUUACCAAAAGAACGAAGACAGCCCCCCUUUUCGUCACCGGCUCAUUAGACAAGACCACAGACAAAAUUCUGUCCUCGUUUCUCGCCAAAUACUGGAGCAGGGUCGAAGUUUUGGAGAUACACUCGGAGCAGAGCUGGCCAGGCCCGGAUGGAUACGUUUUCUCCCCGAACGAUUGGUCAUUUUUGGCCCAGCCAACGAACACGAUAAAACAUUUUGUGCUGAAAAUACCCACCACAAGCGACAUGGAUCACCAAUUAUUUUCCGGAAAUGCACCGUCCAUACGCUUCUUCUCUACUCACCGCAUAUUCCACCAUAUCAAUCCGUCUUGGGCCGCAAAUCUUCAUCAUCUGGAAAUCCAAAUCGUCGCCACCUACCAUGAACCAAGACUCACAGCCCAGGAGAUAUUCUCUGCGCUGAUGGUUGCUCAUACCCUCGAAGUUCUAAUUCUCGUGGGCUCGUUAGAAGAGAAGCCUGCUGGGCGACUUCAGAAAAUCAAUCUCCCUAAUUUGCGGCACAUAACCAUCAACGAUACCGUCUUCGCAUGCAACACCGUCCUUGGAAAUAUAACCGCACGUAGGGGAUGCUGUCUCUCUGUGGACGCUUGUGAUGAACCGGAUUUUGUUGACGCUACCCCGGACGACCUGUUAACGACACGAGAUCUAUGCAUGGGAUACUUUACUCAGUACUACGAACUUCACGCUCCGCAGGAAAGUCACUUUCAAAUCUCCGACUUGAAGGAUUCCCAUUUCCUCGCCAUCACCCCUUCCGAGAACCGUCCGAUUGAUACUCAGGAGGGCUCAUCGGAAGGUUUCGCCGUCAUGAUCGAUGCCUCGAUGACCUCCACUCGUACUCCACGCAACUUUGUCGAAGGCUUAGUCGGUCUCGACUUCUCUAGCAUCAUAUCCCUCGACCUCGAAAUGGAUCCUGAGGAGGUCGAGCCCUCUAGCCCUUACUUCUUGUCGUUUCUUUCCUCCUUUGGUUCGGUCACAACACUGAUGACGAACCUCCAAACGCUGGACUCCGUUCUCAACCAUCUACCGUCGUUCGAACCGCUCAAGACCCCUUUGUUUCCAUCCCUCGUUACCCUGAAGAUAUGCACGUCUUAUGACCCUGUUUCGAUGGAUCUGGAAACUUUACAACCAGUCCUUUCGUUUCUGCAAAGAAGGUCAGACCUCAGGAAAGCGAUACAAAUAUUGGACCUCGCAGAUCUGUUUCGGUAUCCUUACAUUCACCAAAACGACGAGUCGAAUGACGCAAGCAACGUUGUGGCUAAAAUCGAAGGUUUAGAUGUUCUGUGGACAAAACCAGUAAAUAUCCUCGUCUAG